GAACAACCAACACAUAACGAGCCUCUCUUCAUUUUUUGCUUUUGCACUAACAAUUCUACUUUCUUAAUGUAAUCGUUCGUUUGCAUUCUUUCCUUUUAACUAUCCCUUUUGUUGCCGCUUUUCUUUAUCUCUGCCAUUCGAUGCUUUCUGAGUUCACAAUAUCUUGUCAUUAUUCCCAUUUUCUUUUUUUCUUAUUCUUAAUGUUAUUAUUUCUUCACUUGGGAAUAGUGAAUGUUAGGUUUCUCAUUGAUGAUAAUAAUAGUUAUUAUUGCUGAGUUGGUAGAAGAAUGCGUGUUUUGUGUUUAGUUAGUGAAUCAGGGUUUGCGAUUUUGUUUUCAUGUUAGUGGUUGCCACUAAUUUCUCUAAAUUGAUGGAAAGUUUCUUCCUUUCCUUCUUGUUGUUGCUGAUAAUAGAUGUAAAGAGGAUUGUUUUUUUUGUGGAGUUUGGGUAGUGGCUUUUUGUGUGUGUUAAUAAAGCAAGGAAGAGCCAAAAUGGAUUUGUGGGUUGUUGCAGCUGUUGCUGGAGCUGGGUGCUUAGCUAAAUAUUUGAACAGGUUUUCAAAGAACGGCGAUGGUUCAUCUCUUUUGUCAUCAGAGGGUUCCAAUUUUGAGAAUCACGAGUCCUCAUCCCAUUCCUUUUGCUCACAAGCAGGGAGAGACAAGUUGGGCAAUGAUGUUACUUUAGCUAAAAGGGCUCCAGAUGUGAAUUCACAGGAUGGCCUUUUGACAAUAGAGUUGGCUUCUCGCAAAGGGCUUGAAUUUGACUGUGAAAAAGUAAGUCUCUUCAGGAAUUGCAAUGAGAGUGAUGUCCUUUCUGUAUCAAACUUUAAUGAUGUUGGAUAUGGAAAUGAGCAAUGCAACAAUAUUGGUGGCAAUUGUGGUUUCCUACUUCCUGAUUUGUCUUCAGGAAAAUUGGGUCAUAAUCCUUCUGGAAAUAAAACCUCUCGCAGGACUAAGCGAUUGUAUGGGCAUAUAAAUGGGCCUUCAAACUCCUUAGAAAGUUGCCUAAUGGCUCAGCUAUGCAAAGAACAUGCCAAAAUGGAAGAAUCUAUCUCAUCAUCAUCCAUGGCCACUAGGUCAUUUUGUGUUAGUGAUGAAAGCCAGAUGAUCAGCGGAGCAACCAAUUAUGAUUCUCUCAGUGGAUUGACUGGAAGUGAAGAAUCUAAGUUGCAUAGAGCAGCCAGUAAAGUGAAAGCUGAAAGUGUAUUAUUUCGGGUUCCUUCCUUACCGAAAAUUGGAUCUUUUAAUGAUGCCAAGAAGAUGAAAUUUAACGCAGGCAGUGGGCAAAAUAGGAGAUUGAGCCCUUCUAACAAUGUGUUCAGUGGAAAGCACAUCCAUACUCAACAUGAUGCAACAUUUGUCUUCGGUCUUGGGAUAUCUUUUGGGAUAAUAACUUCCAUCUUGGCAAAUAAAAGAGAAAUGGACAAGUUAAGAGAGUUGUUGAAGCAGACUAAAAACUUGGCUCAAGAUCUACAAGAGGAACUUGAAAUGAAAGAUUCAAUGACAGUGAAGGAGUUACAUAGUGAAAAUUAUGGUUCACAGGAUACUUGUGAUCAUUCCUUCUGUGAUAGGGAGCUAAAUGGAUUUUCCCCUGAAAAACACAUGGAUAGCUCUCCAAUGACUGACUGUAAAAAAUCAUGUGAUCAAAAGGGAGAAGAAAGUUCAGAACCCAUGAGCAAAAUUGAAGCGGAGCUUGAAGCUGAACUUGAGAGAUUGGGGUUAAACAUGAAUGAAUCUAGCCCAGAAAGACCGUUGUCUGAGCUAGUUGAGCUUGACCCAGACUUUGUAGCAGAUUUUGCUCAAGGUGAGUUGAGAACUGACAUGAUUGAUGGGAAAGAUUUUGGCCAUUCGAAGCUAAAUGAGGAUGCCAGUGACGCAAUGAUCCCUGUAAACUAUGCUGUUUCCCCCCGUGAACUAAGUCUACGCUUGCAUGAAUUUAUCCAAUCCAGACUAGAGGAACGUGUACAGGAGCUUGAGAUUGCCCUUGAAAAUAGCCAGAGGAAAUUACGGUUACUGGAAUCAGAGCAUGAGAGUCAUUCCCAAAAGAAUUUCUCAAGUUGUGGAAAAGCAUCCUCCUUUACUAAAGGAACACUAUUGACUUUUGAUGGCAGUGACCGUACAACUGAAUCCUUAGUUAUGAAUUUAUCAGGUGAAGCUUCAGGAGGUGCUUACAAUGACACCUACGAAGAAUUAAUAAAGAUAGAUGACUACGAAGAAAAUUCACCAUUAAGCAUCCAUAAUACUGACUACAAAGUAGAUUCAUGUUCGCAUGAUUUGCAUGUAUUAGGGGUUCAACUCUGUGGAGCAAACGAUUUCCAAACUCAUUCCACUGUUAAUGAAGAGCGAUUGUCAAGGGAACUCUCUUCUGAUGAGGUCACAAUGUUGGAAGGGCAAAGUUCUAGCAUUUAUGAAUUAAAUGAUGUUACUGAAGAUGAAAAUUGUGUGUGUGAUUAUGAGGUGGAUAGGCAAUUAAUAAGGCAAAUUGUUGAAAGUACCAAAAAAGGUUCUCCUGUCUUCCAAAAUGCUAGAAGAAUAUUGUAUUCUAUGGAUGAAGAUGAACAUUGAUACCGAAUGUUUUUUUGGGUGUGAAGAAAUAGAAGAGGUUAGUAUUUUUGACCUUUGC
This is a messenger RNA of Abrus precatorius (Indian licorice), 2622 nucleotides long. RefSeq lists its product as uncharacterized. The transcript has 3 exons. The coding region runs from base 492 to 2564 and encodes 690 amino acids. The record is from RefSeq and is a predicted model, not a curated record. Lineage: Eukaryota; Viridiplantae; Streptophyta; Magnoliopsida; Fabales; Fabaceae. Gene Ontology annotation, biological process: asymmetric cell division.